Molecule: messenger RNA, 4605 nt
Organism: Solea solea (common sole)
Lineage: Eukaryota; Metazoa; Chordata; Actinopteri; Pleuronectiformes; Soleidae
Product: transmembrane protein 47-like
Exons: 3
Coding region: 551-1099 (182 amino acids)
Biological process (GO): cell-cell adhesion
Cellular component (GO): membrane; cell-cell junction
Source: RefSeq, a predicted model, not a curated record
UGAUAUUAUGGGUGGGCUGAUAUUAUCGGACAUCCCCAGUGUCCACCCCUUCUUCAGUAUAUCAUACAACAAAUGAGCCAUCACUUUAAAACAAAAUGACAACCAACAGUGAUUAUAUGCCUAACAGAUUAUGUGAUGAUGCAUGAAUCAUAAUAAACCAAAUUAUAUGAUGUACAUAACAAACAAAAACAAAAUAAACUGCUUCAUUAGGGUGGGCUUCUUUUUCUUCCUUCACUUUCCUCUGUCUCUUUAGGACCCUGUAGCACCUGCUGAUCCCUCGGAGCCUUUGACGUCAGCGCUGUAAACAUAGAGAUCACCGGUGCGCCGCGGCAGCGCCGGUGCUACAGGCGGAGCGACCGUCCAGCGCGCAACGCACGCGCCUGCGGUGGCACCAGCAGCAGCAGCAGCAGCAGGGACAACACUCAGCUCGGCUCAGCUGAGACUUCCGCUUAUCAAGAGGAAGGUACACAUCAGCACACGUUACACUCCCACUCUCUCAGACAAGCACCAGCGACGCCCUCGCCUGGGGUUCGAACCCUCCAGACUCGCCAUGUCCUCUGCUGUCACCGAGACGGAGGAGUCGGCGCACAGUUCCCAGCUCACUCCGCUCAAACUGGUCGGGCUGGUGUGCGUCUUCCUGGCGCUAUGUCUGGACGUGGGAGCCGUGAUGAGCCCGGCGUGGGUGACCGCUGACGACCAGUACUACCUGUCGCUGUGGGAGUCCUGCUGGAAACCGACGAGCACCGAGAAGUGGCAGUGCAGCAGCACUCUGGGCUCAGACUGGCAGGUCGCGACACUUGCCCUGUUGCUAGGGGGCGGAGCCCUGGUGCUGAUGUCAUUUCUGGUCGCCCUGGUUGCCGUGUGCAUCGGCACGAGACGGCGAUUUUAUGCACCCGUCGCUUUCAUGCUCUUCGCUGCAGUUGUCCUCCAGGCCUGCAGCUUGGUCCUCUACCCCAUUAAAUUCAUCGAGAGCAUCAACCUGCGAAUCUACCAUGAAUUCAACUGGGGCUAUGGCCUGGCCUGGGGAGGAACCAUCUUCUCCUUUGGCGGGGGAAUCCUCUACUGCCUCAACCCCAAGAGCUAUGAGGAGUACUAUUAGGUCACAUUCAAGAUGGACAUCCUUCAGUUACAUGUGAGAGGUAUUCGGGGGGUGGGGUGGGGGUCAGGAAGUGUAUGUGUUUGGAACGGGGCACCUUUGAAAGGCUCAGUUCCCAAGAACUGUAAGGAAUACUGUACCCUGACUGGAUCAGAGCCAGAAACUAAAUCAUAAUCGCGAGGAAGCUGGCAGUCGAGACGAGCUGGAGAGCUAAAUGAACUGGCAGCUCUAAAGUCAGCAGGCCCCAUCCAGGCCUGGGGGGAUUGUUGGGAUGGGUCAGGGUCUUACUUUAUUUCCAGGACACACUGGUGACACAGUAGCAACCACAAAUCAAGAAUAACUGGUAUUUCAUCGCCAGUGGAAAACGGAAGUAUUGAAUGUGUUACUGAGGAAACGGGAUGUAACCGUGGGAGGCUUUAACUUCAUGUUUACACUCACAUGUCCAUGCAAGGACGACCACGCUUCACUUGUAGACGUCUAACACUUGUGCUGGACAUCAUCAUUAACAUCAUCGUCAUCAAACUUUCACAGAGACUAAAGGGAGGGAUAAGACACUUUAGUUGCACUUCAUGAGACAUACGGUUUCUCUUGUGUGUGUGUGUGUGAGUGACGUCCAAUCAAUAUUCUCUUAUCGAGCCUCUCGUCUGUUGCUGUGGGAAGCCACAGGGUGCGCGCACACAGCUGUCAUGAUAGAUUAGCUGUGGCCAGAGAUGUGAGACAGGGCUGCACUCUGCUGCCUCCUGGAGUCUGCUACAUUUCAUUUCCCUAUUGAGGGAAGUUUCUCCUCGCCAUGAUGUCUGGAGCAUCCUUCCUCUUCGGCUAUAUAUAGUGCACUGCAGCCAUAAGCUUUCAGCAAGGCUGGUGACUGCUGGAGUCCCGAGCUGUGUCGGUGUGGUUCAGACAGCGUUCACAGUAGUUUCACUGACUUUGUUGUUAGAUCCAUGGCAAAGUGGUGUUCGCUGUUGUUGGGUGAACUUUGUCUGACAAAACCACCACCAAUGGGAAGCAUGGACUUGGACAUCUGAUUACUGCAUGGUCCAACAGAGGGCGCUCUAAGCACAGCUUGGCCACUUUGACUGCCCUCUUGCCCCACUGAAAAAUAAGACCGUGAUGAUUUGUGGUUUACAGUAACAGUGAAAAUGUGGACUCACCUGUUAGCGCCACCUAUGUGAGGGAGCCAUUACAGACGAAGAGCGACUUCACAGGACAGAUAAUAAGAGUAAUAAGAAAUAAUGUCACGUUUGUGUGCGGUGGUGUUGGGGGAAGAUACGUAUAUCUUUAAAUAAAUAGUGUGUCACGUAAUAUGUAUUCAAACUUGAUUUUGAUAAAGGUUGACAGCCCUAUUGGCUACUGCCUGUGCUGGAAUAUUUGCAUCACAUGAUGUGAUUGGCAAGUGUUUGAUAAUGAUACCUGGAAUGGGGCACAGGCGUUUUUUUGGAUACAAAGAAAACAGCAUAGCAUCAGCAAAAUUCACAGGGUGAAAAAAAAACAAUCCUUGAACAUAAGACAACACACACAGAGAAAAAUACAAGUCAGAGGAACAGAAACGCCAAAUUACAACAGAAUAACCACAUAGACAGACCAUGACAAUCCUUAUUCAUCAUGUUCAUGCUUUUCUUCUAUUGUAUGAGUCAAUUCCUUCAUGUAUCCCAUUGUUUCUAAUGGACACAAUAUGAACACUGCAAUUACUGAGCUGUAAUCUGAAGCAUUUGACAAGCUCUUUCACACUGCAGUUAAACCUCCCCAUGUAGAUUCAUUGUGUAUAUUCUAAUGGCCUUCAUGUGGAUUUGUUGUUUUACUGCAGUCACUGUUAACUCCGUCUUUUCAUUUAGUAAAAAUCGCUGUUCCAGCCAUUAUUCCAUUAGUCAUGCCGACUGAAUGAGUCAUUUCAGCGAAGAAGUUUGAAAGAUGUCGUGGCUUCUCCAGGGAACCGCUGUUCGGUUUUGUUGGGUCACGAGAAUUUCUGUUAAGCCAAUGUCAUGUGACCCCACAGACGACCUGACACGAUGGACAAGUGACGUAGAAAAGAUCAUCAUCGCCAGUAUGAUGUUUUUAAUAUGGUUGCUCCUGUAUUUAAUACUGUAUGAUCACAGUUAAGUGGGGGUGUCUUUUGUUCCCUAGAACUACUGUCUCUGUGCUUAGUUGGUGUAGAGCCAUGGUUCUCAAACUGUGGUACAUGUACCACCAGUGGUACGUGAUCUUCCUUAAACAUAAUUAAAAAAUGAUUAGAGUCAACUUAUCUCUCGCUCCAUCUUAAUCUAAUUUCACUUCACCAGUGUCUCAAGUAUAUGUGAAGAAGAGGAGGAUGAGAGAGCAAAUUAUCUUAUUGGGACUAGAUUUUACUUCAAGAUCUCAAUAUUUUCUCAGGUGGUACUUGGUAUAAACAGUUUGAGAACCACUGGUAUAGAGGAAGCUUAAUAGGCACUAACACUGUAACAGACCUGGGUUAAAAUAUACAGGAAUUAUUGAAAAAUGCACCAAGGACCUGGCUAUAUACACUAGUACAGUCUACAAUAUUUAACAAAACAUGUUUGCAGCUUUAACUCAUCGUUACACAGCUUUCCCCAAAUGUAAACUGCUCACUCUUCGUAUGAAAGUACAUUGAGAAAAUCUGAUAUUUUACUAAAGUUUUCGAUUCACCUCUGCCUCCAUUGAUAAGUUCACUUGUGUUGUUUUCCCACAUCAGUGUUUGAAUCGCCUUUGAAUCGCCUAAAUUUGAUGCACUAAUGAACUGCUGUUCAUUUGCAAUGGUUCUCUGUCAAUCUUCAUUUAUGUGUCAGACACAUACAACACAUAAGAUAAAUCCUGUGUCAGGUAGUUUAAAGUAUGUAAAAAAAAAAAAAAAGUGCAGUUGUUUUAGUACACCAUCUUUUUUUCCCCAAGAAGUAAAGGAAAAAAAAUGCAGUAAAUCUGAGCAGGUGCAUGUUAAAAAAUGAUUGUUUUUAAUUGGGAGCUGAAAUCAGUGUCCCAUCAUUUGUAAUGACAAGGCUCUGAUUCUCAUGACAAUGCUAUUGUGCUCACACUAGGCUGACCUACAUGCUUUGAUUGUUAAUGAAGCUCCUUAGUGUGGCUCUGCGUCAAUAAGGAGAUCAGUGUUAGGCCUCUUUGUGUCAUUACUGUGGGGCAGUAGAACAGUUUAACUGCCCCUCCAAUCAUUAUUACUUGUGUUUGACCCGUGCUGGUUCUCUGUACCUUUUAUCCCAGGUCUCACUUAUAGUCAUUAGCAUUUGUUUGGUUGUUAAUUCACUGAUGAAAAGUAGAAGCUCGGCUGUUUAAUGCAUCAUCUCCCAGUAGACUGAGAGAAACACUGUCUAAUGAUGAACAUAGGGAUUUAGAAUGUUUGUGUGUGUGUGUGUGUGUGUGUGUAAUGACAGCAGAGGACUGUGAUUGUGUUUGAUAGAAAGACGAACUGUUUGUGUGUGCGUGUGUUGGCAUAUUUUAGAUGCUGCUGUAGAGAUGUCAAUAAUCAGCAUUUAUCUCUUUGUACAUUGGAACAUUAAAGCACUGAA